This is a messenger RNA of Adineta steineri, 1053 nucleotides long. The record is from the annotation of a GenBank genome assembly. NCBI's taxonomy places the organism in Eukaryota, Metazoa, Rotifera, Eurotatoria, Adinetida, Adinetidae.
AUGCUCUUACCAAUAUUAUUAUCGUUAUUUAUAUAUUCGAGAUUAGUAAAUGCUAUAAUUCCAUUUGAUGGAAUUAUUCAUCGAUCAACAGAUGGUACUUCUUAUGCAUAUUUAUCGCCGCCAAAAACAGGCAAUCAUGCAUCAUUCAUUGAACAAAUGACACCAUCUGGAACUUUAGCUGUUGCUUGGUUUACUGGAGGUGAAAACGAACCGAAUUGUUCUAUUGCACUUUCACUUUUACAUAUUGGUUCACAACAAUUUACACCAGGUGUUAUUGUUAGUGAACGUGCAAAUUAUUCCAAUCAAAAUCCUGUUCUUUUUUGGGAUAAUCAAGCACAAAUAUUACAUUUAUAUCAUUCAUCACAAUUAGGUAAUGCUGGUGAAAUAAAUUCACAAAUAUGGCAUGUACAAAGCAAAGAUCAAGGUUCAUUUGAUCGUAAUCGUAUUAUUCCAACAAUGAACAACGAUGGUGUAUUGCUUCCAUGUUAUAAUACCACAACAAAUUCUGGAUAUUCAUUUAUACUUCGAUCAUCAUUCAUCAAUUCAUCAUGGACACGUAUUAAUUUUCCAUUGACUAAUAAUCUUAUUCAACCAUCGAUUAUUCGUUUAAAUAAUUCUCCACAAUUACGAAGUUUUUUUCGUGAUAGAAAUGCUCAAUCAAUAUAUUAUGCUGAUAGUAAUAAUGAUGGCUUAACAUGGUCAGUACCAAAAGUAACAUCUCUACCAAAUAAUGAUGCUGGAAUUGAAAGUUAUACAUUAAAAAAUGGAGCUGUUCUUAUGACAUUUAAUAAUCUUAAUGAAACACAACAACCAAGAUCACCAUUAACAAUUGCACUUUCGUACGACAAUGGGUUGACUUGGCCAUAUAAAAGAAAUAUUCAAAUUCAUGCUGAUGAUAAUACGACAUAUAUUGGAGAAUAUUCAUAUCCAUCUUUAUUACAAACUUCAUGGACUGCAGCAGAUGAUAAUGAUAUACAUUUAGUAUAUACAUAUGAUAGACAAACAAUAAAAUAUGUUCGAUUUAAUGAAAAAUGGAUUAAACAAGGAUUCUAA